GCAAUCAAAACCAAGCGUGCAAAAUGGAUGACAGAAAGAACUCGAAUCACUCAAACCAGCACAGUGACAGCUCACAUUCAAUGCACAAGAAAAGGAGGCGAGAGAGCGACAGCAGCAACAAUGACUCUGACGACAGCUACAUUCCAUAUGUGCCUCUCAAAGAGAGGCGCAAGCAACAGCUCUCACGGCUGGGGCGUCUGCACGCCAUCAUGCAAGAAGAGAAGCGAGACCGCUCUGGGGGAAGCACGGCGACGGAUGACGAGGACGACCAGCGCGAUGAGUACGGCCGCAAGUCCAACGUCAGCCUGCUCGACCAACACACGGAACUCAAGAAGAAAGCGGAAGCCCGGAAAGAGAGUGCCCUGGAGAAGCAGCUCAAGGAAGAAGAGAAAAUUCUGGAGAGUGUGGCCGAACGCAGAGCUCUCAUGGGAGUUGCCGAGUUGGCCAAGGGCAUCCAGUACGACCAGCCGAUACAGACUGGGUGGAGGCCUCCGGCCUACUUGACGAGCAUGCUGCCCAAGCAGCAAGAGGACAUCCGCAAAAAGUUCCACAUCCUGGUGGAAGGGGAAGGCAUCCCGUCGCCCAUCACCACCUUCAAGGAGAUGAAGUUUCCCCGGACAAUCCUGGCUAGUCUGCGCCGCAAGGGCAUCACGCAGCCGACACCUAUCCAGAUGCAAGGACUGCCUGCCGUGUUGUCAGGACGAGACAUGAUUGGCAUUGCCUUCACGGGCUCUGGCAAGACUCUUGUCUUCGUGCUGCCCCUGCUCAUGUUCUGCCUGGAGCAGGAGAAGCGGCUGCCCUUUGUGCAGAACGAGGGCCCCUACGGCCUGGUGGUGUGCCCGUCGAGAGAGCUGGCCAAGCAGACGUUUGAGAUUGUGAGCUUCUUUGUGCGUGCCCUGGAGGAGGCGGGCUACCCAAGUCUGCGAGGCUGCCUCUGCAUCGGGGGCACCUCCGUCCGGGAACAGCUCGAAAUAGUGCGCAGGGGAGUGCAUGUGAUGGUGGCCACUCCGGGCCGCCUCAUGGACAUGCUGGACAAGAAGAUGGUCAACUUGGACAUGUGUCGCUACCUGUGCCUGGACGAGGCCGACCGCAUGAUUGACAUGGGCUUCGAGGAGGACGUCCGUACCAUCUUCUCUUUCUUCAAGGGCCAGCGGCAGACGCUGCUCUUCUCGGCCACCAUGCCUAAGAAGAUCCAGAACUUUGCCCGCAGCGCCCUGGUCAAGCCGAUCACGGUGAACGUGGGCCGGGCGGGCGCUGCCAGCCUGGACGUGGUGCAGGAGGUGGAGUAUGUCAAGCAGGAGGCCAAGAUUGUGCACCUCCUCGAAACGCUGCAGAAGACGGCCCCUCCGGUACUCAUCUUCGCCGAGAAAAAGCAAGACGUGGAUGCUAUUCACGAGUACCUUCUGCUCAAAGGAGUGGAGGCUGUGGCUAUCCACGGGGGAAAAGACCAAGAGGAGCGGUCACGAGCAGUCGAUGCCUUUCGGCGAGCUGAAAAAGAUGUCUUGGUGGCUACAGACGUUGCGUCCAAAGGCCUCGACUUCGAGAACAUCCAGCACGUCAUUAACUAUGACAUGCCCGAGGAUAUUGAGAACUACGUUCACCGCAUUGGGCGUACGGGACGCUCGGGCCGGAUGGGCAUUGCAACAACAUUCAUCAACAAGGCGUGUGACGAGUCUGUGCUGUUGGACAUGAAGCACCUGCUGCUGGAGGCUAAGCAGAAGGUGCCCCCAUUCCUGCUGGCCCUGCAGUCGGAGAACGAGAAGUACCUGGAGCUCGGAGAGGAACGUGGCUGCUCCUACUGUGGGGGUUUGGGUCAUCGGAUCACAGACUGUCCCAAGUUGGAGGCUAUGCAGAGCAAGCAAGCAUCCAACAUUGGUCGCAGAGACUACCUGGCCAACAACAGCGCAGACUGGUGAUGUGGACAAUAAACUGUUGAUUUCCAAGUUUC
Ixodes scapularis (black-legged tick) is the source of this 1948-nucleotide messenger RNA. RefSeq names its product probable ATP-dependent RNA helicase DDX41 (gene abs). Bases 24 to 1916 code for a protein of 630 amino acids. Gene Ontology annotation, cellular component: spliceosomal complex. Gene Ontology annotation, molecular function: zinc ion binding; RNA binding; ATP binding. Lineage: Eukaryota; Metazoa; Arthropoda; Arachnida; Ixodida; Ixodidae. The record is from RefSeq and is a predicted model, not a curated record. Gene Ontology annotation, biological process: mRNA splicing, via spliceosome. The transcript has 16 exons.